GGGGCGACCGUGGGCCCGGAUCGCAGCGGUCGGGGACCGGCGGCGGGAGAUCGCUGGCCAGCUACACGCUACACUCGCUUGGUUGGGGAGAUCGGCGCUCCGCCGGGUGAGCGUGAGCCUGGGAGAUGGCAGUGAUGGAAGUGGCCUGCCCAGGCACUCCUGGCUCAAUAGUUGGGCAGCAGAAGGAACUCGCCAAAGCCAAGGAGAAGACACAGUCACUGGGGAAGAAGCAGAGCUGUGUCUAUAAGCUUGAGGCUGUGGAGAAGAGCCCUGUGUUCUGCGGGAAAUGGGAGAUCCUGAACGAUGUGAUUACCAAAGGCACAGCCAAGGAGGGCUCCGAGGGUGGACCAACCGCCAUCUCCAUCAUCGCCCAGGCUGAAUGUGAGAAUAGCCAAGAGUUCAGCCCCACCUUUUCAGAACGCAUUUUCAUCGCGGGGUCACAGCAGUACAGCCAGUCUGAGGGUCUUGAUCAAAUCCCCAACAAUGUGGCCCAUGCAACUGAGGGCAAAAUGGCCCGUGUGUGUUGGAAGGGAAAACGUCGCAGCAAAGCCCGGAAAAAACGGAAGAAGCGAUCAAAGUCCCCGGCACAGGUGGAUGUGGCCUUGGCCAAGCCCCUUCCCAGAACCCCUGAGCAAGAGAGCUGCACAGUCCCAGUGCAGGAGGAUGAGUCUCCACUAGGUACUUUGUAUGUCAGAAACGCUCCCCAGUUCACCAAGCCUCUGAAAGAACCAGGCCUUGGCCACCUGUCCUUUAAGAAACUCGACGAGGGCCUUCGACCAGUGCUGCCUCGACCAGAACUCCACAAACUGAUCAGCCCCUUGCAGUGUCUAAACCACGUGUGGAAACUCCACUAUCCCCAGGACACAGGCCCACUGCCCCAUUCUGCUCAUCCCUUCCCCUACAAAAGACUGCCCCAUCCCUUCCCAUUCCACCCUCUCCAGCCCUGGAAACCUCACCCUCUGGAGUCCUUCUUCCUGGACAAACUAGCUGGUGUAGACAGCCAACAGCAUCUGCCUGGUACACACCUAAGCAAACUGGCCUGUGUAGACAAUCAAAAGCCCCUGCCUGGCCCACACCUGGAGCCUGGCUGCUCGUCCCGUGGCACUCGUGAGAAAUUUUCUGUGGAGGAAUACCUGGUACAUGCUCUGCAAGGCAGUGUGAGCUCUGGACAGGCCCACAGCCUGGCCAGCCUGGCCAAGACCUGGUCAGCAGGGAGUUCCAGGGCCCAGAGGCUCAGCCCUGAAACUGAGGACAAUGAGGGGGUCCUACUUACUGAGAAACUCAAGCCAGUGGAUUAUGAGUACCGAGAAGAAGUCCACUGGGCCACACACCAGCCCCGCCUGGGCAGAGGCUCCUUUGGAGAGGUCCACAGGAUGAAAGACAAACAUACAGGCUUCCAAUGUGCUGUCAAAAAGGUGCGGGUGGAAGUGUUUCGGGCAGAGGAGCUGAUGGCAUGUGCAGGAUUGACCUCACCCAGAAUUGUCCCUCUCUAUGGCGCUGUGAGGGAAGGUCCUUGGGUCAACAUCUUCAUGGAGCUACUGGAAGGUGGCUCGCUGGGCCAGCUCAUAAGGCAGAAGGGCUGUCUGCCGGAGGACCGCGCCCUUUACUACCUGGGCCAGGCCCUGGAGGGACUGGAAUACCUCCACACGCGAAGGGUUCUGCACGGAGAUGUCAAAGCUGACAACGUGCUCCUGUCCAGCGAUGGGAGCCGAGCAGCCCUCUGCGACUUUGGCCAUGCCAUGUGCCUGCAACCUGAUGGCUUGGGGAAGUCCUUGCUCACAGGGGACUACAUCCCUGGCACAGAGACACACAUGGCCCCAGAGGUGGUGAUGGGGAAGCCCUGUGAUGCCAAGGUGGAUAUCUGGAGCAGCUGUUGCAUGAUGCUACAUAUGCUCAACGGCUGCCACCCCUGGACUCAAUACUUCCGAGGCCCGCUCUGCCUCAAGAUUGCCAGCGAGCCUCCGCCUGUGAGGGAGAUACCCACCUCCUGCACCCCACUCACCGCCCAGGCCAUCCAAGAGGGGCUGAGGAAAGAGCCUGUCCACCGAGCAUCUGCCGUAGAGCUGCGAGGGAAGGUCGGCUGGGCACUGCAGCAAGUGGGAGGUCUGAAGAGUCCUUGGAGGGGAGAAUAUAAAGAACCAAGACAUCUGCCACCAGACCAAACCAACCAUCACCAGACCCUACAUGCCCAGCUGACUGAGCAUGUGCCAACACAGGACACCGCAGGCUGGGCCCCUAAGCCUCAGCCUCCUCUACCACCAGAGCCACCAGAGCGGAACAAGUCCCCAGCACUGAACUUGAGCAAGGAGGAGUCUGGCACAUGGGAACCCUUGCCUCUGUCCUCCCUAGACCCAGCCUCUGCUAAGGGCCACAGCUCACAAGAACGGAGAGCUACCCUUCCCGAGCUGGAAUUGCAGCAGCUGGAAAUAGAAUUAUUUCUGAACAGCCUGUCCCAGCCUUUUUCUCUGGAGGAACAGGAGCAAAUCCUCUCAUGCCUCAGCAUCGACAGCCUUUCCCUGUCGGAGGACAGUGAGAAGAAUCCAUCAAAGGCCUCUCAGAGUUCACGGGACACCCUGAGUUCCGGCGUGCACUCCUGGAGCAGCCAGGCGGAGGCGCGAAGCUCCAGCUGCAACAUGGUGCUAGCCCGGGGACGGCCCACUGACACCCCAAGCUACUUCAAUGGUGUCAAAGUCCAAAUACAGUCUCUCAAUGGUGAACACCUGCACAUCCGAGAGUUCCACCGGGUCAAGGUGGGAGACAUUGCCACGGGCAUCAGCAGCCAGAUCCCAGCCCCAGCCUUCAGCUUGGUGACCAAAGAUGGGCAGCCUGUUCGCUAUGACAUGGAGGUGCCAGACUCGGGCAUUGACCUGCAAUGCACCCUGGCCCCAGAUGGCAGCUUUGCCUGGAGCUGGAGGGUCAAGCAUGGCCAGCUGGAGAACCGACCCUAGCUCUGCCUUCCGUCACCGGCUCCACUGCUCACAGCAGCCUUCCUUCUCAGUGUUCAGUACUGCCCUGAGACACAGGCUCAGCCAUCCCGAGGAUCUGCUGUCCCCUGGCUCAGCAGUGAGACCAGGACUGGCAGCAGCAAAGUGGGGACCAAUGAAAUGCCUCCCAGGACUUCCACCUGAGUCCUGCCCACCUCUGUAAGGGAACUCUCCACCCAUGUAAGGAGAUGGAGAAAGCAGGAGAGCUCUUCCCUCAGGAGCAGAGAGGGGGUUCUCUGUGCUGCUCCAAACAAGUUGGCCUGACCUGUCUGGGUCAGUGACCACUUGCCAGCCUGGGUCAGGAGGGGUGGGUGAUCCCUCUGGGCCCCACAGCCCCCAGGCAGGUGUGUAGGUGUUGAGAGUCUAAGGACCCACACCCAGGUGGUGCAGAUGCAGAGCAUCAGGUGUGCCUGCCGUGGGGUUAGUGAGGCCUCUGGCCCCAUGUCUGGUCUCCCUGGCCAUCCACCUCCAGUGGGAUAGAGCAGGAAGGAAAGCCCAAUACUGGGCAAGCUCUUUGGUACAAUGCACAUUUUCAGGUUGUUGCGUCAUAGCUCCUGAGUUGAACUUCUGUUCAUCCAUGAACCAAAAAAGGAACUGAAGUUGUUCUCAGCUCCCAAGCACGUGUCCCCUUGCUGCUGGUCACUCCUCCCCAGAGCAGCACUCCCAGCAUCCAGACCCUGACUAGCUGGCGCUCAGUUCCCUCAUCCAUGAAAGUGAAGGGUCAUAUGAGACCCACCUGACAGGAAUGGUCUGUGGACAAGACAGUAUAGAUGCUGAAGAACACAGCAGGUGUUAGCACUGCUACUCCCUAGCCAUGCUGUCACUCUCCAGCACUCCGGCUUCCUGGUCACAGGGCACUGCCAGCUGCACUUUGCACUCUUAACUUCAAAGCACUUUCCUGGCUGCCCUCCAGGAGGACAUGGACUCUGCACGGGCACAAGUAGACCAGGGGACGGGUAAAGGAACACAGUCCUGACCCAUCUCCAUGAAUGUGAUCCCCUCAAGCUUCUUUCGGAUUUAAAAUGAGUGCCCCAGCCCAGCCUGUUCUCUGGGGGGGAGCUACUCAGGACUCAUGUAGCAUUAAAUCAACUGUGAAUCAUUGGGGGGAGGGACAUUGAGACCCCUCCUCUGGAGAAGCUGAUCCCUACAUGGAGCUAAGGUGGUCUCUGCUCAGCUUUUUGCAUGGAGCCUGGCUGCUCCAGAGAGAGACCCCGGCCCCAGCACAUGAAAAACUGCAGCCCUGGUGCUGUAGCAUUUGCUUGUAUAGAGCUCUUGUAAGAAAUAAAACUUGCAGUGAGGACAGAUGUUUCUAGGCCAUUUUUUUUUUUGCCAGUUUAUUCUUUCUGAAAUAAACC
Molecule: messenger RNA, 4339 nt
Organism: Castor canadensis (American beaver)
Lineage: Eukaryota; Metazoa; Chordata; Mammalia; Rodentia; Castoridae
Gene: Map3k14
Product: mitogen-activated protein kinase kinase kinase 14
Biological process (GO): protein phosphorylation; canonical NF-kappaB signal transduction
Molecular function (GO): protein serine/threonine kinase activity; ATP binding
Source: RefSeq, a predicted model, not a curated record